Messenger RNA from Exaiptasia diaphana, 1197 nucleotides. RefSeq names its product salivary glue protein Sgs-3-like. Lineage: Eukaryota; Metazoa; Cnidaria; Anthozoa; Actiniaria; Aiptasiidae. The record is from RefSeq and is a predicted model, not a curated record. The transcript has 2 exons. Bases 109 to 1107 code for a protein of 332 amino acids.
CUAGAGGUCAAGUUGUACUCUCGUGUUAGUACGUCUUACGACCCCAAUUGCAGAGACAACGCCCAUGCUAUAAGCGCAAUAUAGUACUGUUAGUUUUCCUAAAAUACCAUGGAAUCAAGACGGUUGACUAAUAUGACGAUUUACGUUUUGCUCAUUACUCUGUCGACUCUUACAAUUCAAGUUUCUUCCUUCAGCUGUUGGAUGUGUCCACGAGGCGAAGCGUCUUUUGCACUCUGCGACCAAAAUAAGGUAAAAGAAUCUUGCAGCCAAGGUCUGGACAGAUGUGGCACAUUCUCGUAUAAUAACAAAACAGGGUUCAGGAUCUUCGCCAAAAGUUGCACAAGUGAAGCCUUAUGCAGCGGCAAUAACACGUUUUGCAGCUACUUUGGCGGGAAAGAUUGCCGGGUGCAGUGCUGCGACACAGAUCUGUGUAACUUUCAAGUUGGGUUUGCAUCAACACUGGCUCCAACCACUUCUCAACAACCUACGACUACACAACAACCCACGACCACACAACAACCAACUACAACACAAAAACCUACGACUACACAACAACCAACUACAACACAACAACCUACCACUACACAACAACCCACCACUACACAACAACCUACCACUACGCAACAACGAACUACAACACAACAACCUACCACUACACAACCAACUACAACAGAGCAACCCACCACUACACAAAAACCUGCCACUACACAACAACCAACUACAACGCGAGCACCUACGACUACACAACAACCCACCACCACACAACAACCCACCACUACACAACAGCCAACUACAACAGAACAACCUAACAAUACACAACAGCCAACGAAGGUACAACAAUCUAGUACGGCAAAAUCAUCAGCUACGCCACAAACAACAACAAGAAUUAUCACUGAAACAAGGCCUCCUGCCACAACCGAGGACCUGAAGACUGAAAAACGUACAACUCUCCCAACUGAGCUSAAAUCAACACAAGUCAACCCUUCCCAAGAUGCUUUGGGUGGUUCUGAUGAUGAUUUUUGUGACUGGGUUGAUUCAUCUAGUACGACAUUGACAAUGAGUCUGUUGUUUUUGUUCAUAUCGUUUCUGGUAUGUUUGGAAGUUUAACUAUGUAUACACUGCUUGCGUUUACGUAACUUAAUCACGUGGAACGUACGUGAGUGUUAACGAGACGUUUAGAAUACAAUGGCUUUUACA